AUGGCUAAGCAGCUAAAAACUAGUCAAGAUACCGAUGGUGCUUGUGUUACAGAGAUUCCAUUUAUUGCCCAAUGUGCAGUUGAACACCGGCUUUUACCGAGAAGUCUUGAUGAGUAUGAAGAUGAUGAAGCAGGGCAGAAGGAGCGAAAGAAGGAGGAUGCUAUUACCCAACAGAAUACAAUACAAAAUGAAAGUUGCAGUGCAGAUACCCCUGGCUCAUACUUAUUACAGGACUCCUCCAGGAUGGUUUCAAGCAGGUAUAAAAGCACAGCUAUUGCGCCAGAAGACGAUGCUCCAAAUAGAUAUUCCCGAACAGACAGGACAACUUACAGCAGAUACAGCAGGGAUGCAAAUUCUUCUGGCAGUUCUGUACCAAGUAACGCUUUGGAAAAGCGGAUUGAGGAACUUGAAAGGGAACUUGCAAAGGAGAGACAGGAAAAUGCAAGAUUAAUGAAGAUGACACAGGACAAAGAGGAACUAAUUGGAAAGCUGAAGGAAGAAAUUGAUUUAUUAAACAGAGACCUAGAUGAUAUAGAAGAUGAAAAUGAACAAUUGAAGCAAGAAAAUAAAACCCUCUUAAAAGUUGUUGGACAGCUGACAAGGUAGAAGAUUCAAGCCUCAGUGAGGAAAGAUUUAAAAACUACUGAUUGAACGUUAAGGUCAAUAUAAUAAUACUUCCUGUGUUGCAGUAUGUUAUAAUAACUGUCUUUAUAUUUAUUGUUAGGAUACCAGAUGAAUGUUUAUUUUCAUAGU
Messenger RNA from Eurypyga helias (sunbittern), 753 nucleotides. It is a transcript of the gene PAWR, whose product is annotated as PRKC, apoptosis, WT1, regulator. NCBI's taxonomy places the organism in Eukaryota, Metazoa, Chordata, Aves, Eurypygiformes, Eurypygidae. Bases 1 to 606 code for a protein of 201 amino acids. Gene Ontology annotation, biological process: positive regulation of apoptotic process; apoptotic process. The transcript has 6 exons. The record is from RefSeq and is a predicted model, not a curated record. Gene Ontology annotation, cellular component: cytoplasm.